AAAGGAAAUGGAAAAGGAGAGAAAACAUUACAAGCACCAAGCUUAAGCCAAGCCACCAACAAGGACAAGAAAGACAAGGGAGACAGAGAGCACCUUGUGGAGCUCGUGUAUCCUUCUUUCUGAUUAAGAAACCCUAGUUUUCACCGUCUCUAACCAGCCCCUUUUUUAUUCUCCAUUAAUCGCCGCCGUUUCAUCCUCCCAUCUCCCUCUGUAAAACCCCUUAUUUCUCGAAUCUAGGGCUCCUUCUCGUCUCCAAAAAAGCUUGAAUUUUUGUAUUAAUAUCGAAAAAGCUGGGAGCUUUUGGAAUUUGGGUUGUUAAAAAAAAAAAGUUAUGUAUAGUCAUAGAGAUCGGGAAGGAGGGCCAUUGGAUUGGAAGCGCAUUAGUGAUGUGCUGGAUAAGCAUCUAGAGAAGUCGCCCUCGUCGACUUCGAGGGGAUUGAAUAGCAAAGACAAAGAAAGGUCCUCCCUCCCUUCAACUUCCACUGGUAAAUCCCAGCUUGAUCAUCGCUCUGCAUCGCUCUCCAAAGCCAAAUAUUCUGAUGAGGAAUCUGAAACAGACAGUGAAGAAUCUGAUGUUAGUGGUUCUGAUGGAGACGACACGUCUUGGAUCUCGUGGUUUUGCAAUUUACGAGGCAAUGAGUUUUUCUGUGAAGUUGAUGAUGAAUACAUUCAAGAUGAUUUCAAUCUUUGUGGCUUGACCAGUCAAGUUCCUUAUUACGACUAUGCGCUGGAUUUAAUAUUGGACGUUGAAUCUUCUCAUGGUGAUAUGUUCACUGAAGAACAGAAUGAAUUGGUUGAAUCGGCAGCUGAGAUGUUGUAUGGUCUUAUACAUGUUCGUUACAUAUUAACUAGCAAGGGAAUGUCUGCUAUGUUGGAGAAAUACAAAAGCUAUGACUUUGGGAGAUGCCCAAGAGUUUAUUGUUGUGGACAACCUUGUCUCCCAGUUGGUCAGUCAGAUAUUCCUCGUUCAAGUACGGUGAAAAUCUACUGUCCUAAAUGCGAAGAUAUAUAUUAUCCUCGAUCCAAGUAUCAAGGAAAUAUGGAUGGAGCUUAUUUCGGAACAACAUUUCCACAUCUAUUUCUGAUGACGUAUGGGCACCUAAAACCACAAAAGCCAACACAAAACUAUACCCCAAGAGUUUUCGGGUUCAAGAUCCACAAGCCCUGAGAUCAUGUAAUAUUUGCUGUAAGUUGUAUUGAGUGGGAUGACGAUUUUAACUUGAGCCUAUCAUGGCCUAACAUGCAAGCUGAAGUGGGAUUCCAUAAAAAAACAGGUAUGGGAAUGAAGAAAUAGCAGAAGGAAUCUGUCUACAAUUAAACUCACAGAGCGUUUGUAAACAUAAUUUACUUUUUGCUUUUCUUGUUUUGUGGGGGGGUUGAGGAUCGGUUUUUGUGGUUUAAGCUGAGAUAUCCUUUCCACCCUUUAUUGACUUUUGACUACACAUUUCGCCUUUUUCUCUAUAUAUAAAAUGUACUCAGCUUCCUCUGGAUUUGUAUUCAAUAACCCCAAAACAAAAACAAUAAGAAAGCCAGUUAUAUGAUAUAUUCACUGUUUCAUUGUUCUGUAA
This is a messenger RNA of Gossypium raimondii (Peruvian cotton), 1568 nucleotides long. RefSeq names its product putative casein kinase II subunit beta-4. Gene Ontology annotation, molecular function: protein kinase regulator activity. The coding region runs from base 332 to 1168 and encodes 278 amino acids. Lineage: Eukaryota; Viridiplantae; Streptophyta; Magnoliopsida; Malvales; Malvaceae. The transcript is spliced from 5 exons. Gene Ontology annotation, cellular component: cytoplasm; protein kinase CK2 complex. The record is from RefSeq and is a predicted model, not a curated record.